Molecule: messenger RNA, 1254 nt
Organism: Fonsecaea nubica
Lineage: Eukaryota; Fungi; Ascomycota; Eurotiomycetes; Chaetothyriales; Herpotrichiellaceae
Exons: 6
Coding region: 1-1254 (417 amino acids)
Source: RefSeq, a predicted model, not a curated record
AUGGUGUCCGCAUCCGAAAAGUACUACAUCAAAGACGCAAUUUCGAAACCAGCCAUCCACCACGAGUCGUUCCAGCAAUUAUGGGAGACCAAAUGGAAAGGCCCUUGCGCGAUGGGGGUCUAUCCAUUCAUGUUCGGCAGCAUCAAGGACUUUGAGCCUGUUGUGGAAGAAAUAGUCAAGAAAGGGUUAAAGGAACCGUAUGACUGGGACGAGUACGCGCAGUCAUACUUCCCCAAGGCCGAAGAACUCACCAAGAUUGCCGAAGAAGCGGAGAAGGCUGGUGAAAUCGAGAAGGCCUCAGAAUAUUACCUGCGGAGCUCUGCCGUAUAUCGUAUCUCGCGUUUUCCUACCCCACGAUCAGAAAAGCAGAAAUAUGCCUGGAAGGUUGGGAAAGAGAUGUUCUACAAGGGUGCAGCACUGCUGGAACAUCCCAUCAAGGAAGUUCUGAUUCCUCACAAGCAUGCCAUUGAAGGCGAGGGCGAUGUCGUCCCAGUCAACUUUCUUCUCCCUCCAAAUGCCACCGAGCAGUCUCCCGCUCCGUGCGUCCUCAUCAUCACCGGACUUGAUGGCUACCGAACCGAAUUGGCAGUGUGGCAGCAAGGCUUCCUAGACAAAGGGGUCGCGACGGUCAUUGCUGAGAUCCCAGGCACUGGCGACUCUCCAGCCCUUCGUCAAGAUCCCACAAGUCCUGAUCGCCAAUGGUCCAGCGUACUGGACUGGAUCGACACGCAAAAGGAAAUUGACAACAAGAAGAUCGUCGUCUGGGGCUUCUCGACAGGUGGCUACUAUUCGCUUAGACUAGCUCACACCCACCAUGACAGAGUCUUCGCGUGCAUCAGCUUGGGUGGAGGAUGCCAUCAUAUGUUUGACAGGGAGUGGCUCGAGAACGUGGGCAAACUCGAGUACCCAUUCGAUCUCGCCAGCACCUUGACUUACAAAUUCGGCUACCCUGACCUUGAAUCUUUCAUUCAAGACGCUGGCAAGUUCUCAUUACUGAACGACGGCACCCUGGAAAAGCCGUGUACCAAGGUAUUGCUAGUCAACGGAAACGACGACGAAAUCUUCCCAAUCGACGACAUGUUUGUGUCACUGGAGCACGGCAACCCAAAACUGGCGAGAAUGGUCAAGGGCAAGAAACAUAUGGGAGAACCCGACAGUUUCUUUAUCAUCUUGAGGUGGAUCCACGGAGUUCUUGGACUGGAUGGCAAUAUAAUGGACCAAAUGAAAAAGUUACCCUCGCGCACGAAGUAUUAG